CGGCGGGGUGAAACCCGAAACCUCCGGUCCCCGAGCGCGGCCGGGAGGAAGGAAGCGGCGGCGGCGGCCGAGGCGGGGAGGCGGCCAGGCGCGGCCCUGAGCUGCCGCGGCGUCGGCUCCCGGUCGUCCAGCAUGCUCUGCCCACCCCCCGCCGAGGCGCACUGACCAUGAGCCUCAACUCCUCCCUCAGCCACAGGAAGGAGCUGAGUAACCUCACCGAGGACGGUGGCCAAGGGGGCGGCGUCGUCACCGAGUUCAUCGCCAUUGUCGUCAUCACCGUUUUCGUCUGCCUGGGCAACCUGGUAAUCGUGGUCACCUUGUACAGGAAGUCCUACCUCCUCACCCUCAGCAACAAGUUCGUCUUCAGCCUGACCCUGUCCAACUUCCUGCUGUCCGUGCUGGUGCUGCCUUUCGUGGCGACCAGCUCCAUUCGGAGGGAAUGGAUCUUCGGUGUGGUCUGGUGCAACUUCUCGGCCCUCCUCUACCUGCUCAUCAGCUCGGCCAGCAUGCUUACCCUCGGGGUCAUCGCCGUCGACCGCUACUAUGCCGUCCUGUACCCCAUGGUGUACCCCAUGAAGAUCACAGGCAACCGGGCCGUGGUGGCGCUUGCCUACAUCUGGCUUCACUCCCUCGUCGGCUGCCUGCCACCUCUAUUUGGUUGGUCAUCGGUGGAGUUUGACGAGUUCAAGUGGAUGUGUGUGGCCGCGUGGCACCGGGAGCCUGGCUAUACCGCCUUCUGGCAGAUCUGGUGUGCCCUGUUCCCCUUCCUGGUCAUGCUGGUGUGCUAUGGCUUCAUCUUCCGCGUGGCCAGGGUCAAGGCACGCAAGGUGCACUGUGGCACCGUGGUCCUUGUGGAGGAGGACGUGCACAGGAACGGGAGGAAGAACUCCAGCACCUCCACCUCUUCCUCGGGCAGUAGGAAGAACGCCUUUCAGGGCGUGGUCUAUUCGGCCAACCAGUGCAAAGCGCUCAUCACCAUCCUGGUGGUCAUUGGUGCCUUCAUGGUCACCUGGGGCCCCUACAUGGUCGUCAUCACCUCUGAGGCCCUCUGGGGGAAGAACUAUGUCUCCCCAACCCUGGAGACCUGGGCCACUUGGCUGUCCUUUACCAGUGCCAUCUGCCACCCCCUGAUCUAUGGACUCUGGAACAAGACGGUUCGCAAGGAACUACUGGGCAUGUGCUUUGGGGAUCGGUAUUACCGGGAACCGUUUGUGCAGCGGCAGAGGACUUCCAGGCUCUUCAGCAUUUCCAACAGGAUCACAGACCUGGGCCUGUCCCCACACCUCACGGCGCUCAUGGCCGGCGGGCAGCCCCUGGGGAACAGCAGCAGCACAGGGGACACCGGCUUCAGCUGCUCUCAGGACUCAGGAACGGAUGUCAUGCUGCUCGAAGACUUCACGUCUGAUGACAACCCUCCCUCCCACACUUGCCCACCCAAGAGGCGGAGCUCGGUGACGUUCGAAGAUGAAGUGGAACAAAUCAGAGAAGCUGCCAAGAACCCUAUUCUUCACGUGAAAGCCGAAGUGCACAAGUCCUUGGACAGUUACGCAGCCAGCUUGGCCAAAGCCAUAGAGGCUGAAGCCAAAGUCAACUUAUUUGGGGAGGAGGCUUUGCCUGGGGUCUUGCUCGCAGCGCGGACCGUCCCCGGGGUUGGCUUUGGGAGCCGCCGAGGCAGCAGAACUCUCGCGAGUCAGAGGCUGCAGCUGCAGAGCAUCGAAGAGGGGAACGUUUUAGCCGCGGAGCAGACGUGAGGGUGGAUGCCCGUUACCAUCUGUGCCGAGGGCCCGGGAGCAACAUCUGGUGUGCAGCCAUCAGAAAAAAACACUGAAAA
Molecule: messenger RNA, 1831 nt
Organism: Balaenoptera musculus (blue whale)
Lineage: Eukaryota; Metazoa; Chordata; Mammalia; Artiodactyla; Balaenopteridae
Gene: GPR161
Product: G protein-coupled receptor 161
Exons: 6
Coding region: 168-1751 (527 amino acids)
Biological process (GO): G protein-coupled receptor signaling pathway
Cellular component (GO): recycling endosome; membrane
Molecular function (GO): G protein-coupled receptor activity
Source: RefSeq, a predicted model, not a curated record